Microdochium trichocladiopsis is the source of this 3126-nucleotide messenger RNA. RefSeq lists its product as uncharacterized. Gene Ontology annotation, biological process: cell redox homeostasis. The coding region runs from base 1 to 3126 and encodes 1041 amino acids. The record is from RefSeq and is a predicted model, not a curated record. The transcript is spliced from 2 exons. Gene Ontology annotation, cellular component: cytosol; mitochondrion. Gene Ontology annotation, molecular function: protein binding. NCBI's taxonomy places the organism in Eukaryota, Fungi, Ascomycota, Sordariomycetes, Xylariales, Microdochiaceae.
AUGUCGGGGUUUGGGCUAACAUCCGGUCCGCCAGCCGAGAACGACCGGACGCGACGACCCUCAUUGGACUUUCGAGCGACAAACGACAACGUCGACAUCGCUCAGGACAUUCGAUCGCCCACACCCUCACGCCUCAGAUCUGAGAUAUUCACCGACGCCUUUCGCGGGUUGAAAAAAGCAAUUCCUGGCCGAGAGGACUCUCUACGAUUCGCGAGGAGCCCGUCCCGCCUAGGUUUGAAGCAGUCUGGGCCGCCAUCUUUUCCCAUACCAGCGCCGCUAGAGUCGGCGCCUCUACCGAGCACCUCCGAGAGGCCGGUGCAGCAUGUACGCAACCUGAGCUUGCAAGAUAGCCUCGAGAAACCACUGCCCGUGCCACCGCCUGGGCCGAUUUCGCCUCUAAGCCCAAACACGUCUGCCAAACAGAUCCAUAUACCACAAGGCACCCUGAACACCAUCAGCGAUACCCGGAAUUUCAGAGACGAGACAGGCAACCAAACAUCUACAGACUCGAGAACCAGCACAAUGGAUUCGUCGACCUCCCUUCCGCAGCAGGGACAGCUGCACAAUACCAUUAUGGAGAACUCUAGUCAGUCCCCAUCAAAUGCGCAGACUGCAAAACAUACCGCCCCUGGAGCUCCUGUGGGCACGACGGCACCAUCUGGCUCGUCAGCACACCUAUCUGGACUGAUGUGCAAUGUACAUCGGACAACGGGUCGAGAGCCGCACCCCCUUGUCGGUGCCACAACCACAAUCUUGGGGGACAAACUCUAUGUCUUUGGCGGCCGCAUUCUGUCACGAAGUCGGCCAGCACCCCUCACUGCAGAUCUCUAUGAGCUCGACUUGAUAAGACGACACUGGACGAAGCUGGAAACACAUGGUGACAUUCCACCGCCACGAUAUUUCCACUCAAUGUGCGCGUUGGGAGACACAAAGAUGGUAUGCUAUGGUGGGAUGUCGCCUACUGGGACCCAAUCUGCAGCUACCUCACAAGACCAACAGCCUGAAGUGACGGUGAUGUCUGAUAUAUACAUCUACGAUGUGCCGAGCAAGAAAUGGACUUGUGUACCAACCCAGGACGCCCCACAAGGCCGCUACGCCCACUGCGCCUGCAUAUUGCCGUCGUCGGCCACAUUCUCAUCCAACAAGGCGCCCUUGUCAGCAUUGCAACACAACCCCUCGAGCGCGAACCCCAAUGAAGGCCGCAUAGGAAUAAACAUUGACGGGGCCGGUGGUUCAGAAAUGAUUGUGGUCGGAGGCCAGGAUGGUGCCAAUCACUACAUUGAGCAAAUUAGUGUCUUUAACCUGCGCAGUCUGAAGUGGACCUCGACGCAAUCCCUGGGCAAGUCCUGCGGCGCGUAUCGAAGUGUUGUGGCGCCUUUGGCUCCUCACGUCAUGGCCAAGUUGAAUAAGACUGCAGCCAACGGCACACGACCUGAUGCCAUGAUCAGCCAGGAUUCGAAAGAGCCAGGGUCGUCCAUGCUCAUAUACUCUAACUACAACUUUCUGGACGUCAAGUUGGAAUUACAGAUACGGGGGCCUGACGGCUCCCUAGGCGAGAGACCAAUGUCCGGCGCAUAUUCGCCCCCCGGCCUCCGAUUUCCCAAUGGUGGCGUUAUCGACACCUAUUUCGUCGUCAGCGGCACAUAUUUGACGAGUUCGAAACAAGAAUAUGCUCUCUGGGCUUUGGAUCUGCGCACGUUAACCUGGUCACGCAUUGAUGCCGGUGGGAGCGUUUUCAGCCAGGGAAGUUGGAACAGGGGAGUGCUCUGGAACCGGCGCAACACUUUUGUGGUUCUCGGGAACCGGAAGCGCAGCCUUGUCGACGACUACAACCACCGACGAAUCAACUUUUCCAAUGUAUGCAUGGUUGAGUUGGAGGCGUUUGGUUUCUACGACAAUCCUCGCAAGACGUCGCCUCUGUCGGGCUUUGUGUCUGCCAGCAGUCCUUAUGCGGCACCAGGCCUGAGUCUUGCCAGGAAAGCGGGUUGGACUGGGGGCGGCCGCGAGCACUCUCGCGCCGCUGAAGAGCUUGGCGAGAAGGCGCUGUCCCUGCGGGAACUCGCGGAUAUGGAUAUUCUCUGCAUCGGCGGCGAGAGAAUACCAGUAAACUCGCGGAUCGUGGCAAGGAGAUGGGGCCCGUACUUUGUGCAACUUCUCCGUGAAGGCGCAGCAACACAAGAUGGGAGUGAUUCGGCUACUCUACGGACCGGCUUCUCGAGCGCAGCCGGCACCCGCAUGUCCACAAUGACGAUCACGCAGGCAAACCGCACUGCAGGAGAUAGUAGCCUCUCGCUGGCCACGACUCUCAACAACACCGGAUCAUUUGGGUCAACCAAGGCCCCAAGCACGGCUGGUACCUCAUUCUCAGGCAGUGGCCCUGUGGAGGCUAACUCUGUCAACGCCGCCCCUACGCCGGCCACUCUCCCGCCUAAUUCACGCCCCCGAUGCUUGUACUUGCCGCACACAUAUCUGACAGUGCAGGCUCUCUUACACUUCAUCUACACGUCAUCACUGGCCGCGCCUUCGUCUCCACUGUGCACACCACAGAUCCUGUGCUCUCUGCUGCAGAUUGCGAGACCGUACAAAGUAGAUGGACUUCUCGAGGCGGUCGUGGAACGACUGCAUGCUCUUCUGGAUUCACGCAACGCUGCAGCAGUCUUCAACGCCACCGCCAUGGCAGCGGGGGGUGGCCGUGGUAUCGACAGUACCAUGAAUCCCAAUUUCCUGUUGGCCGCUGACGACAUAUCACUAUCUGGAACAGCAGAUGGCUGGAUGAACGGACGGAUGCGCCAAGACUCGUCAGCCACGGACAUGUCAAGCGGCAUGGGCGAGCUCCGCAUCAACACCAACGUGCCGAGUGCACAGCCGGAGAAUGACGAGCUCAGCGCCACUGGCAGUGUCUCCGGCAGCGAAUGGAGCAGCUCUGUGGGUGACAGCGAGCGCGGAGCCAGCCGCGAGAUAUGGACUGGCGAGCUCAGCAGUGUUAUUGGUCUCCAGAAGCGCGGACUACGUGGGCUAAUGGAAGGCCGGCGGAUGCGUGCGAACGUCGAUAGGGAGCGAGAGGGUAGUCGUGUGACGGAGCGGAACAACUCGCAGAAGGUUGGACUCGGCAUCGGUGCGCCUUGA